Polypterus senegalus (gray bichir) is the source of this 872-nucleotide messenger RNA. RefSeq names its product patr class II histocompatibility antigen, DO beta chain-like. Lineage: Eukaryota; Metazoa; Chordata; Cladistia; Polypteriformes; Polypteridae. The record is from RefSeq and is a predicted model, not a curated record. The transcript is spliced from 4 exons. The coding region runs from base 48 to 725 and encodes 225 amino acids. Gene Ontology annotation, cellular component: plasma membrane.
GACCUCCUUCCAUAAAGGGGCCGCAGAAGGGAGUUGAGACUGGACAGAUGGUCAGCUUCACUUGUGAGUCACUUGGUGACCAGGACACCAGCAUCACAUGGCUGAAAGGUGAGACGACUGUGUCUGGAGGGCAAAAGAUGAGCUGGAGUGAUGGGACCAGAAGUGAACUCAAAGUGACUCUGUAUAAGAAUGAUGUGAAAUCCAGAAUCUACUGCCAGAUCCCGGGAUACAGAGGAGGUUUUGUGCCAUCAGAUGCUCUCAACUUCAGCACCUUCAUCUUGGUGAUACCCGAAGUGACAAUUCAGAAGACGAGCGUGGAGGACUCACACAACAGUCCCAGUUUCUACUGUAAAAUCAGUGGGUUUUACCCUGAUGACAUUAAGGUGAUGUGGCUCCUAGAGGGACAGACACUGAACUCCACCCUGUUCAACAGUAUCAAAAAUCUGGAUGGGACAUUUACAGCCUUUACUUUAAUAGAUGUUAUCGUCACAAAUGAAGUAAAGCAGCUCACCUGUGUUGUGACACAAAUUGGAAACCACAACGUGACACACAGCGUUGAGUUUGCUAAGAGGAGUUCAGGUGAUGAGGAAAAUGUCGUCACUCCACCAGCUUGCCAUGUGCCAUUGUGGUUCAUCUUCAUACUGGUAAAAGUGUGUCUCUUUGUGACGAUCAAUGCUUGCUUCUGUUUGGCUGUGAAGAGAGAAACACGGAGAAAGAGAAAGUGAUCAGGCAUGAAGCAGGAGUAGCAGGCACUAAAUGAAGACGCUCCCUUCUCUGGUCAUCAAGACAAAGAACAUCUGUCUGUGCAAACAUUUAUUUAGUCAUCCAGUUUUUGAUGCUAAAUUUUGAAAUAAACUCAGAUUCUGAAGCUA